Messenger RNA from Gasterosteus aculeatus aculeatus (three-spined stickleback), 2596 nucleotides. It is a transcript of the gene rspo3, whose product is annotated as R-spondin 3. The record is from RefSeq and is a predicted model, not a curated record. Lineage: Eukaryota; Metazoa; Chordata; Actinopteri; Perciformes; Gasterosteidae.
AAGUCAUCCGCCGGCCGGCAGCAGGGGAGUGAAUGGGUCCUGCACGCAAAGCAGAAAAGCGCUGAAGCUGCGGACAGCGAGGGAGAGAAGGUGUGUUCUCGACGGCCAAAAGAACAACGCGACUUCCACUUAGAGCUUUCCUUCUAAUACCAGUGUUGGUGCUGUGAUGGUUUUCACUCUUGUGUGCGCGCUAGCGGAUGCUGAGAUGAAGCAGAGACCCUCGCCGCGCCUGGUGCAUUAGGGUGUCCGCGCACACACCGGGACGCACGGCGCAUCUCCACUUGAGAGAGACGUUGGGAGGGGGAGGAAGGUCAAUUUGGAGUUCUGCACAUGGAUAUGUUAUCUCAAAACUUUUUUUUUAGUUCAUUAUAAGUUAUAAUUUAGUUCGCUUUCUUGACCUACGUUUGAUGCGUGACUUUCCUUUCCUCUUGCGCACAUCGGAUGAGAAUCGAGCUUUUUGGGGUGUCUUUUUUUUUACCAAGGGAUGUUCUUUAUCACAGCUCGGAUAGCAAAUCCUUGACUCACUCUCGCUUUCUUGGCACAUAUGAAGAUCCCAUCCAGGAUGUUUCAGUCUAAGCGGCCCAGGCAUGAUUGGGCCACCGUACACUACCAUCACCACAUAUCACCACAUAGUUGGGGGUCCUGCUGUGUCUAGGAAUUACCUACCCGGCGCACUCUGCUACCGUCUUUGGGAAGGAAAACGGAAUCCUACUCCAUAAGUUACUUGGUGAACAUUGACAUUGGCUUUACGAGUCUCACCUCUGGGCUACUAUGCAAUUACAACUGAUCUCCUUUGUUUUGAUCAUCUUGCAUGGCAUGGAUAACACUGGUUGUCAGCAGCACAGCAGUCCCAGGAACCGGCAACAUAAACAGAUCUCUGGUGUGAGCUCAGGAUGCCAGCAGGGUGGCUGUCUGACCUGCUCCGACUACAAUGGCUGCCUGUCCUGCAAGCCGCGCUUCUUCAUGCAUUUGGAGCGGAUCGGGAUGAAGCAGAUUGGGGUGUGCAUGACUUCCUGCCCUCUGGGAUUUUAUGGCACACGCUCCCCGGAAAGAAACACCUGCACGAAGUGCAGGUCGGAGUGCGACUCCUGCUUCAACAAGAACUUCUGCACACGCUGCCGAGCAGGAUUCUACCUUCACCUUGGCAAGUGCCAGGAGAACUGCCCCGAGGGGCUGGUCCGCAGCGACACGCAGAGGGAGUGUGUACCCGGGUGCCCUGCAGAGUGCGAGGCAUGUGUGAACAGUGAGACAUGUGCGCGGUGCCGGCCGGGCCUGUACCAGCUCGGUGGGAGGUGCCACCACGUCUGUCCGGAGGACUACGAGCCCAGUGACAAACUCAUGGAGUGCACACCACAAGUGCACUGCGACGUGGGUGAGUGGAGCGAGUGGAGCCCCUGCUCUCGGUCCGGGAGAACCUGUGGGUUCAAGCGGGGCCAGGAGACCCGCACGCGGCAGGUACUCCAGCACCCGUCGCCCUUUGGCAACCCCUGCGCCGAGGUGUCAGAGUUCAAAGAGUGCCUGGUCAAGAGGAGGAAAUGUCCAGGAGGACGGAAGAAGAAUGAGCGGAGGGAGCGGAGGAAUCGCAACAACCGCAAAGAUAAGGAGAACCAAGAGGGGCGACGGGAGAGGAAGAGAGAAAGGGAGCAAGAGAGGGAGAGAGACACAGGUGAACGCGAAGACUUGGAUAACAGGAACAAAACUGAGCACAGACAUCGCAGAGGCCACGACACAGACCCGGCCUCCCCCGAAGACAGCCUGGUGCAGUAGGGCCUCGGACAGACCUGUACGAUCGCCGACCUGUUUCCCUCCCAUUCUUCCUUCUCUCCUAAACCCCCCCCCUCCCCUCCUCCCUCCCAUCGUCACCCACUGUUCACCCUCCUCGACCCCUCUCUGCAGGGGUGUUGCUGCUACCUGUAUGAUUUGAAUAAAAUGUUUAUGCACAAGCGGGACAGGGCACGUGCAGCCAAAAGGCUCGGGCCACUAUGGACUUACAAAGAGUAGUUGUGGGUUGUUUUUUUUUUAUUCUACCCUGUAGCUUCUCCCGCUUCACUUCCACCACUGAGAGAGCGGCUCUGCUGUCGGUACUGAAGAACAAAGAGAGGAGCGCCUGUGUGGAGUCGUGCAGACGGAAAGAGCAGCAAAGACUUUGUACGACGCGCUUGUUGAUACGGAUAUUUAAAGGGGGCCCUGGAACAACGUCGCGCAUCUUGGUUUUUUGAAUGUAGAUUUUGCAACAUUAUGUAGAACAAUUGUUUAUUAUUGUUGUUCCCGUUUCAUUAGAGCUCUUUGCUUUAUUUUAUUUGGUGCAGAAUUUGUAAAGAAAAAAAAUAAAAAGUGAGUUUGUUACUGCCAUUUGUUGACAUCUUCAAAAUCACUGCCACAGAUGUGGGAGAACCUGCAGUGAAUCAAACCAGCGUGGUCACAGACUGAAAACAAGUGUUCUGUCUUGGUCAAAAAAGAUUUAUCUAGAUACGUGAGGAAUCUUAUCCAACAUUGGUUUUUCUUUUGUGUAAAUGAAAACUGUGCUUUCCGUUAAGCCCCUCGGUUAAGAACCAAAAAGCACCUGUAUGUCAAAUAAAACUAUAAUGGGUUUGUA